GUCCUGCUUCCAUGUUAUUGUCGUGGACCAAUCAUGGUGCACACCAGAUGGGAGUAACAAGGAAGGAGGAGAGAUGAAAUACCAACACAAGCCCAUCGGCAAGGGAGGAACAGAGGUGUUCCCUUAGAGAGAGCCGCAACGGUACGAAACGAUGGGGCAUGCAACCAGCAGGAAGGACUUUUUCGCCACCCCCCUAUUCGACAGCGUUGUUGCCGAGGGAGGGCGGAAUUCGCUAAUCGCGGAGCACUUCGCAAAAGAGCUUCCGGGCAUCGUUGCGUCGCGCCGGCCACCACGGACCGCAACUGGGACCUGUCUGCUGGCCGACGUGGGCGAGGAUAUCCUCGGCCUCUUGCAUAUAACAUGCCGUCUCGCAGAGAGGGUCGUCGGCGGAGACCUCGUCAGCAGAGUCGUCGAGAACCAGCUGGAUUAUCUGGUGCACGGCGACAAUGGGAAGCUGACCAGAUACUUGGAUGACAAGCAUACCACUCUGAAGGCCAUUGUGACAAGCUUAGAAGAUGUGACGAGGAGCUGUGAACAAGCGUGGGAUGAGAGUCCCCUUCAUCCCAGCCUCCACUGCCAAGAGACGGGGCAGAACGAAGUUCACCCUGGAUACGGGGUCCCCGCUUCGUCCAUGCCGACUGCACCUUCGUCACAACUCUCAGGUAUCGUAGACGGCGACUCGAUGGACACCGAUUCCGCCGGGCUCGAUGGCCCUGAUGGGGCGCGAAAGGAGCUGGAAGAGCACCUAAGGUCGCGGGGCUCUGGGACCUACACUUGUACCUUUGGCAUGAGUUGCAAGAAAGGCGGUGUCGAGGACGGCAAGCUGAGAGUAUUCAAGCGAAAUAGCGAAUUCAGAAUGCACAUGGAACGGCAUGACAAACCAUACACAUGCGAUCUACCUGGAUGUCCCAACGGGAACAAGGGGUUCAGUAGACUGGAUCUUCUACAAAGGCAUAAGAAGAACGUUCGACAUAAAACCAACGUGCCUUGGUCCAACGAGACAAUUCAAAAGUACCAAGCAAAGUCUUCUUAUUAAUAUCAGUUGCUGGAGUAGACAAUGCUCUUGUAUAGACAUUAGACUUCAACCAUUCUCAGCACUUCUCCUUUCAAUCUCUGUAUGCAGGAACUUUCUUGCAGGUUGCAGAAUUCGGAUUCUUAAAAUCGUCUUAAUGUGCCCCCCUAAGCAGAGAGAAUGUUGCUUUAUAUAAUUAGUUAGCAAUAGGCAACAAUUACAUGCCCUAUUAGGGUAGUUGGCUUAAUCAUAUUAGUCGAGGUUAGCUUAGCGAUAAGAACAAUAGAG
Phialemonium atrogriseum is the source of this 1300-nucleotide messenger RNA. RefSeq lists its product as uncharacterized. The record is from RefSeq and is a predicted model, not a curated record. The coding region runs from base 152 to 1036 and encodes 294 amino acids. Lineage: Eukaryota; Fungi; Ascomycota; Sordariomycetes; Cephalothecales; Cephalothecaceae. The transcript is spliced from 3 exons.